CAUUUUCGGGAAUCUUUGGCGAUGGCCGAGCGGACGGACGCGCACGAGCCGCGCUGGACCGAGCGCGGAGCGUCCUUCCUCCGACGCAUCAACCUCGAGCGCGUGGCCGAAGACCCGCGCGUGCGCCUGCUCGUGGACGGCCAGAGCACCGGCGACAUCUCGCUCACGUCGCCCAUGAAUGCACAGCUCCCGGCGCCGUUGCCGCCUCCACCAUCGGCCGACGAGCCAGUCGCGAGCUGGUCGCGAGCGCUCAAGGAGUCGAUAUCAAGCGUCCUCUUUAGCAAAACCAACGACGACCCGAUCCUCCACUUUUCGUCGCGCCUCGCCGUGCUCGCGCCGCCGGCCAUGCAAGCCGUCACCAAGCUCUUUGGCGCAAAGACGUAUACGAGCACGUGGGCGGACGCGCAGCUGGCCAUGUCCAACCUCGACGCCGCGAUCGCGACUCGCUUUGCCGAGAAGGCGUGCGUCAUGGACUGCGGUCUUCUUGACGCGGUGCAACGGACGCACCAAAAGCCGCUCGUGCCCGACACCUUUGCAGGCGGCCGCGUGACGUCGCUGCCCUUCAAGCGUGGCGCGGUGCCGUCGAUGCAUUCGAUGUUUGUCGCGGCGUCGACGGUCGCGUCCUGGCUUGCGCUUGAUGACGCCCACGUCGCGAUCCUCCUGGCGCCCAACCAAGAGCAGCUCAGCGUGUACCUUGCGUGCUGCGCCAUGUACCGCGCGCCGUUUGGGACCGAUCUCAUUGCGUACGGCGAGCGCAUCUUGCAGUGGUUCAACGAGAACGUUGAGAGCGCCGAGUCGCUCGCACUGCGGCUCUCCAAGACGUUUAUCGAGUCGGACGUGCGCAAUACGUCGUACGUUCCGGGCCUUCCGCGGCCGCAAGCGCGGUUCCUGCGCGACUUUACCGGGCUGCUCCUCCUCCGCGACCAGCAGCUCUUGUCCAGCGUAGCGCUUACAUCGCUACAAGACCGCACGAGUCUCAGCGGCGCCGCCGUCUUGCCGGCCCAACACCCGCUGUACAUCCACCGGCUCUCGAUUCUCAAUCUGCUCCUCCGGCUCUGCGACGGCGCGACCGACCGCCGCGCGGCCGUCGUGCUGCAGCUCAAAGCCGGCGACUUUGACUGUGUCUCGACCCUGUACACGCCGCACGCCGAGUUUGGCCUUCUCGUGGAAUUUGGUGCGGACGAAGGCACGUUUCCGCCGGAAGAAGAGCCGACGCCGACGCCGUCCGACGACGAGACGCAACGUCGGAGCUCGGUCCUGCCGCCGCGGCGCCCGCCCGCACCGGCUUUGCCGUGGACGACGGUCGCCACGUACCUCGUGCCGCAGUCGGUCGUCUACACGUGCUACGGCGAUGGCCACUUGACGCAAAUCGACCUUGCGGUGCGCCUCGCAGAGCACACGCUGCAGUUUCAUGUGCAGUGCGGCGACGACCAAGCCCGCGUGCUCUCGCCGCACCAGCUCUUUGGCUACGUGCUCCCGACCGCGAUCGUCGACGACCUUCGCACGCGCCGCAUCACGGGCAUUGAGCUGCCGGCCGUCGACGGCUCGUCCCGCGACUCGUUUGAUGUGCAGUACGCCCUCUGGCUCCAGCGGCAGUUUGACGACGAUACGACGCGGCUCUCGAAUGAGAUUCGCAUUGGGACGUCGCCACUUGAGAUUGAAGCCUUGGUCGCCCAACACGGGACGUUGGGUCUGGUGAUGCUCGCCAACCAGCUCCAGCAAGCCGACGCCAACUCGCGCGGUGCGUCGGACCGCAUGAUUGCGCAGCUGCCAAAGCGAGUCUUUUCGCGCGAGCGGGAAGGCAUCGACAUCGAGUGUCUUGUGUGUCGGUACACCUUUGAGUCGGGCGACGACAUUCGCACGCUCCCUUGCUUUCACUCGUACCACACAGACUGCAUUGACCCGUGGCUCCGUCUCAAGAAGGUGUGCCCCACGUGCCAAGUGUCGAUCGAGCUCGGCACUGCGGGCGACGGCGAUGACGACGAGGAUGACGAGGAUGACGUUGCGACCACGUAGACCACAGACACCUUGUCCAAAUUGCGUACGAGUAA
Saprolegnia diclina VS20 is the source of this 2051-nucleotide messenger RNA. RefSeq lists its product as hypothetical. NCBI's taxonomy places the organism in Eukaryota, Oomycota, Saprolegniomycetes, Saprolegniales, Saprolegniaceae. Bases 22 to 2016 code for a protein of 664 amino acids. The record is from RefSeq and is a predicted model, not a curated record. The transcript has 10 exons.